GCGGCAGGCGGGGUCCUCCCGUAGCCCUGGGGACGUUGUAUGUGUGGGCCUGCCGCUCGCGUCACCAGUCGGCGACUGAGCCUUGGCUGUGGUGGCUGAGGCGGCGAAGGCGGCAGCGGCGGCGACAGCUCUGGGGUUUGCGUCUCCGGGUGUGUCGGCCGCCGCUGCUGCUUCGGCUUGGUAUGUACAGAUGGCUGGUUAGGAUUCUCGGCACCAUUUUCCGCUUCUGCGACCGGUCGGUGCCCCCUGCCCGGGCCCUGCUGAAGCGACGGCGCUCGAACAGCACUCUGUUUUCUACAGUGGACACUGAUGAAAUACCAGCCAAAAGACCAAGAUUAGAUUGCUUUAUUCACCAAGUGAAAAACAGUCUCUACAAUGCUGCCAGCUUGUUUGGAUUCCCAUUCCAGCUGACCACAAAGCCCAUGGUAGCUUCUGUAGCUUCUGCUUGUAAUGGAACACGGAAUGCGGCUCCUUCAGGAGAGGUAUUUUCGAACUCUUCAUCUUGUGAACUGACAGGUUCCGGAUCCUGGAACAACAUGCUGAAACUGGGUAAUAAAUCUCCUAAUGGAAUAAGUGAUUAUCCAAAGAUCAGAGUGACAGUAACUCGAGAUCAGCCUCGCAGAGUCCUGCCUUCCUUUGGGUUUACUUUGAACUCAGACGGCUAUAAUAGAAGACCAGGUGGCCGCCGCCAUAGCAAAGGCAAUCCAGAGAGUUCCUUAAUGUGGAAACCUCAGGAACAGGUUGUAACAGAGAUGAUGAUUGAAGAGGGUGGCAAGGGUCUGCGGCGUCCCCAUUGUACUGUGGAGGAGGGUGUUCAAAAAGAAGAAAGAGAGAAGUACCGAAGGUUAUUGGAGCGACUUAAAGAAGGUGUUCAUGGAAACUCUGUUCCUCCUGUAACUUCAACUCAUCAUAGUUCUCAAAGAUGUCACAUGGAUACAUUAAAGACCAAAGGCUGGGGGGAAGAGCAAAGUCAUGGAGUCAGAACAACUCAGUUUGUUCCAAAACAAUAUAGAGCUGCUGAAACAAGGGGACCUCUGUGUCCAAUGAGGAGUGAAAAGAGGUGUUCAAAGGGGAGAAUUUCAGAUAUAGAGAAGACAGUUGGAAUUAGACUUGAAAAUGAAGGUAGGAGGGGACACCAGCUGGAACCUGAUCUGUCUGAAGAAGUGUCAGCCCGACUCCGCCUGGGCAGUGGGAGCAAUGGCUUAUUCAGGAGGAAAAUGUCAACACUUGAGACAAAAGAAAAAAACUGCUCAGGCAAAGAGAGAGAUAAAAGAACAGAUGAUCUUCUUGAACUUACAGAGGACAUGGAAAAGGAAAUCAGUAACGCCCUGGGUCAUGGCCCACAGGAUGAGAUCCUAAGUAGUGCUUUCAAAUUGCGCAUCACUCGAGGGGACAUCCAGACCCUGAGGAACUUUCACUGGCUCAAUGAUGAAGUCAUUAAUUUUUACAUGAAUCUUCUCGUGGAAAGAAAUAAAAAACAAGGCUAUCCAGUACUUCAUGCAUUCAGUACUUUCUUCUAUCCCAAAUUAAAAUCUGGGGGUUACCAAGCAGUGAAAAGGUGGACCAAAGGGGUCAAUCUCUUUGAACAGGAACUAAUUCUGGUGCCUAUUCAUCGGAAGGUACAUUGGAGCCUGGUGGUGAUAGACCUAAGAAAAAGGUGUCUUAAAUAUCUGGAUUCUAUGGGACAGAAGGGCAACAGGAUCUGUGAAAUUCUCCUUCAGUAUUUGCAGGAUGAAAGUAAGACCAAAAGAAAUGUUGAUCUGAAUCUUUUAGAGUGGACGCACUACAGCAUGAAGCCACAUGAGAUUCCUCAACAGUUGAAUGGGAGUGAUUGUGGAAUGUUUACUUGUAAAUAUGCAGAUUAUAUGUCUAGGGACAAACCUAUCACAUUUACUCAGCACCAGAUGCCUCUCUUCCGGAAGAAGAUGGUGUGGGAAAUCCUUCAUCAGCAGUUGCUGUGAGAAUGCCUGUCCCUGUCCCUUAGCUGCUGGUGGUUCUUUCAUGGACGAACGUUUUCAUAUACCUCAUGCAUUGUGGGUUUAAAAGUCCCUGCAUCGCCAGUUCUCUCACAGGUACUGAGCUGUCAGACAUGCAUGAAGGCCCUGCACCCUAGUGUCCUGACUUGGUAUGCGGAGGGCUGCUUGCAACCUGUUUGUAAGACUGUGCCUGCUCAGAGCCUGGACUAUUCAACCCACAUAGGAACAAACGCUAAUUAAUACUUUUUUUAAAAAGAUUUUUUCCCCCCUGUGAAUGUGGAAAAUGCAGGAUUUAUUCUAUGAGCUGUUGUUUUCUGUGUUUGUUCACAUGUAUUCAUUCACUCACUCAUUUGCAUACAUAAUGGGCAGUGGCUGUUUUCUGCUGCUCUUUUACAGUUAACUUUGAAUUGUUUGAACUAUUUAUUUCUGAAAAGACUGUUAAUCAAGCUGCCAUUCCCUGCUGAAGAUGUAGCGGGAAAGCAGUGGGGGUGGGAGGAAGGAAGUAUUAGUUGACUUCUCCGACAUUGGAGCAGUAACUGCCAACUUGAAGCGGGAGGUCUUUUUUUUUUUUUUUUUUUUUUUGAGGUUUGAAAAUGCCAGAAGCACUGGGGUGUAGGGCUCUGAUUGCCUUUCAGGGAAGGCAGAGACUCCGGCACCAGCAUGGUGUCAGGAAAGUGGGACUGUGGCCAAGGGAUUCUGCUGCCCAGGCAUCUUCUGAAGACUGUAAUGGUCUAGAGCAGUGGUUCUCAACCUUCUGGCCCUUUAAAUACAGUUCCUCAUGUUGUGACCCAACCAUAAAAUUAUUUUCGUUGCUACUUCAUAACUGUAAUGUUGCUACUGUUAUGAAACAUAAUGUAAAUAUCUGAUAUGCGGAUGGUCUUAGGCGACCCCUGUGAAAGGGUCGUUCGACCGCCAAAGGGGUUGCGACCCACAGGUUGAGAACCGCUGGCCUAGAGAGACUUUUCUUUCUGGAAAUGAGGUGACCGCUGCUCUUGAAACUGGAUUUGAAGUAACUAAACCCUAAAUCUUCAUUUUUGCCCCAGAUCUGGUUGAGGGUAAACCUCAGAAUUGUAAGGGCUGGCCUGAGCUGUUUAUUUCAAAAGAGUCUAUUCAGCUUAAAGCUAUUUUUCCUCAAAGUUUUUUUUUUUCUAUAUAGAAAGCUGAAAUUAAGUUUUGUAUUCAUUAGGAUUUACAUUCCCCCCACCUCCCACCCCCCAUUCCACCCUAAGGAAAAUUGUGGAAGAAAAUUUAGUACUUGGCUCUGAGGUUAGAAUAAUCUAUUUUGCAUAUGAAAGUUUGUAUUUAACUUUUUUGUUCAUUAAAAACUUUACAGUGGUUAUGCAUUUUUAAUUUCAGAAAGUUUAGAAUUGGUCAAAACAUAUUUUGCAAGAUCUAGUGCCUAGUGUUGCUUUUUCAAUGUAAUAAAAGGUUGCCUGGCAGAACCUGAAAA
Messenger RNA from Myotis daubentonii (Daubenton's bat), 3426 nucleotides. It is a transcript of the gene SENP2, whose product is annotated as SUMO specific peptidase 2. The record is from RefSeq and is a predicted model, not a curated record. Gene Ontology annotation, cellular component: nucleus. Gene Ontology annotation, molecular function: deSUMOylase activity. Gene Ontology annotation, biological process: protein desumoylation; proteolysis. NCBI's taxonomy places the organism in Eukaryota, Metazoa, Chordata, Mammalia, Chiroptera, Vespertilionidae.